AUGGACCCAAAAACAGUGUUACUUAAAAUAGCAGAUCUUGGAUUGGCACGAGCAUUUACUCUACCAGUGAAGAAGUACACUCAUGAGGUAAAGUGUCAUGCAAAUACAGUUGCAGAUAUGAAGUUGUCAUUAACCAUGGCAAAGGACAGUUUUGUGGAUUUGUCAUUAACCACAAACGUUAUACUAACAUUGUUGUAUGGUACAGAGCUCCUGAGGUCCUUCUUGGGGCUACCCAUUACUCUACAGGAGUGGACAUGUGCUGAACUAGUCACUAAGCAAGCGUUUUUCCCUAGAGAUUCUGAGCUGCAACAGCUGCUAAAAAUUUUCAGAUUGUUGGGCACUCUGAAUGAAAAAGUCUGGCCAGGAGUAAGCAAGCUAAUGAACUGGCAUGAACACCCCAAAUGGAGGCCUCAGCCAGUGUCAUCAGCGGUGCCUAAUUUGGAUGAGGAUGGCCUAGACUUGUUAUUUGUUAGGUUUGAUUGGUUUUACAAGUGA
Molecule: messenger RNA, 495 nt
Organism: Ilex paraguariensis (yerba mate)
Lineage: Eukaryota; Viridiplantae; Streptophyta; Magnoliopsida; Aquifoliales; Aquifoliaceae
Source: the annotation of a GenBank genome assembly